This is a messenger RNA of Vidua chalybeata, 1831 nucleotides long. RefSeq lists its product as uncharacterized. The record is from RefSeq and is a predicted model, not a curated record. The coding region runs from base 1 to 1299 and encodes 432 amino acids. Lineage: Eukaryota; Metazoa; Chordata; Aves; Passeriformes; Viduidae. The transcript is spliced from 2 exons.
AUGGCAUCCACCUGCACCUGCCAGCAGUCAAAUGCCAAGCAUGAGGUGGAUGCAGAGCCCCAGGAGCCGUCCAGUGCUUCCAGCUCAACGCAGAGGUCCACAGAAGAGACAACAAAGUGCUCUGAGCUCCUGUCCCCUGUGCAGUUGGCAAAGCAGAGCUCUGCCUCUGGAAACUCGCAGCCCUGGGACACUUCUGUAGAGGAACUGGAGGAGAAGUGGGAGGAGGAAGAGCUCCCAGAAACACAGGCUGCAGGAGAGUGGCACAGAGACCUGCAGAGUGUGUCACUUUCCUCACUGAAAGUGGACAAGGUAGAGGCAGAAGCUUGCGGCCUGGCUGAAGAUCCCUGGGACGAGGGGCGCAGCAAGCUCGUCCUCCCACCAGAGCCUGAGGAAUGCUCAGUCUUCUCAGCUUCUCCUUUGUCUGGAGGCCCUGGUGAGGAGAGGGCAACUCGUGGGCCAGCCAAGCACGCUGCAUUUCACAAGCAGCUGUGCAUGGGGCAUGAUGAUAUGCUACAGAUUAUGUGCAACAAGAGAGAGGAGCUGGAGAAGGUGGUGGAAGAGAAAACGCAUGCAGAGCUCUUUGGAGACAUCUUCUCCUCCAUGGGCAACGAAGAAAGCCCCGUGAGGUCCAGGUGCGUCCUCAGAGAUCCAUCAGGUGCCACCCUGGAACCAGCUGCAGACCCCUCGGUGCCACACAGCACUUACAGCGUGACAGGAGACACCACAACAGAGACACAAAGCUGCUCAGAGCUUGUGUCUCCUGAGCUGUUGGCGGACCUGGAGUCUGACUCUGAGGAUUCGCUGCCCCUGGAAACUCUUCUGAACGAGCUCCUGGAGAAGUGGGAGCAAGAAGAAGCGGCAGGCGAGUGGGCCAGAGAAGUAGAGAGCCCGUUGUCCAUCCCGCCGCGAGACGAAGAGUUAGAGCCAGCAGCUACUCCUCAGGACAGCGACCUCAGCGACCAGGGGCACAGCGAGCCUCUCCCCGAGGAGGCAAAGGGGUUUGCGGUUUGCGCCGCGCCUGCCGAUGCCGCGGACGAGGCCGACGCGGCAGGCACGGAGGCUGGCCGUGCCCAGGCCGCCCCUGCCCAGGAAAAGCCCUGCGGGGAUGAGCCGCCGGCAGGAGCUUGCCCGGCGCCUGCCCAGCCCCUGGCCCGCAGCGUUCCUGCCUGCCCCGCUGGCAGCGCAGCCGUCCCGCAGCCCCCGGCCCCACGGCGAUGGCGCUCCAUGGCCAAGAGGGCCCGGCGGGCUCUGCGCCGCCUUUUCUCCUGCAGCUGCCUCAGGGGGCAGCCGGAGGAGUGAGCCCGGGGCCAGCACCAGGGCGUUCAGCAAAGAUGCCGGCUCGCCCUGAGGAUGCCCAGCUCCCCGGGGCAGCGGCAGGUCCCUGAGGUAACGGCACCAGGGUGAUCCAAAGACGGGAUGCAUGGAUGGAUGGGUGGAUGGUGGCCAAGGCAACCACUUGCCAAGGAUAGGAAAAUGCCUCCCUGGAUACCAGCAACAACAUAGACUGGUGAAAGGUGUUAACCCCGGCUGAAUGACCUGGUGUCCUCAACUCCAUAAGAAGCACCAGGGCCCCAGUGCAGAAGCUCCCAUUGGGGAAGGAGCAAUGGGACGCCGCUUGCGACCAGCAUCUCGAACUUUCCUCUGUCUGACAUCUUCCCCUCCCCACUCCCACUCUUCCCCACUCAAUCCCACUCUUGUUCUUCCCCACCUCACCCCAGCCCAGCACAACCCUUGCUCUUCCCAUUCUUUCCUUCUCAUUAUCCUCUUUCCCAUCCCUUUCUCUCUACCCCACAUUUACUGUUCAAUAAAUCCCCCAUUGUUCACUUUGAUA